UUUGCAUUCUUCUUUCUUUUUCAGGUCAUUCUUAUGCAAUAGGCUAAAAGUAAUUUAAAUGUGCAGGAUGAAAAAAUGGCACAGGCACUGCUGGUACCACCAGGACCUGACAGCUUCCGCUAUUUUACUAGAGAAUCUCUUGCAGCUAUUGAAAAACGCUGUGCAGAGGAAAAAGCUAAAAAGCCCAAACAAGAUCAUUCAGAUGCUGAUGACGAAAAUGGACCAAAACCAAAUAGUGACUUGGAAGCAGGGAAAACACUUCCAUUUAUAUAUGGAGACAUUCCUCCAGGAAUGGUGUCCGAACCUUUGGAGGACCUUGACCCUUAUUAUAGCAAUAAAAAAACCUUCAUAGUAUUGAAUAGAGGGAAGGCAAUUUUCCGAUUCAGUGCCACAUCUGCCUUGUACAUUUUAACCCCUUUCAAUCCUCUCAGAAAAAUUGCUAUUAAAAUUCUGGUACAUUCAUUAUUCAGCAUGCUAAUUAUGUGCACUAUUUUGACCAACUGUGUAUUUAUGACUAUGAGCAACCCUCCAGAAUGGACCAAGAAUGUAGAGUACACAUUCACUGGAAUUUAUACCUUUGAAUCACUUAUAAAAAUUCUCGCAAGGGGCUUUUGUCUAGAAGGUUUCACUUUUCUUCGAGAUCCAUGGAAUUGGCUCGACUUCAGCGUAAUUUUGAUGGCAUAUUUGACAGAGUUUGUGGACCUGGGCAAUGUCUCAGCGUUGAGAACAUUCAGAGUUCUCCGGGCAUUGAAAACAAUAUCAGUCAUACCAGGCCUGAAGACCAUUGUGGGGGCCCUAAUUCAGUCCGUGAAGAAGCUCUCGGAUGUGAUGAUCCUGACCGUGUUUUGUCUGAGUGUAUUUGCUUUAAUAGGGCUGCAGCUUUUCAUGGGGAACUUGAGGCAUAAAUGCCUGAUUUGGCCACCGGAAAAUUUUACUUUUGAAAUCAACUUCAAUAAUAGCACAGUGGGAGAAAACGGUACAUUUGUUAACACUACAGAGAGCACCUUUGACUGGGAGGAGUACAUUGAGGAAGAAAGUCAUUUUUAUGUUUUGGAAGGACAAAGAGAUGCCCUGCUUUGUGGCAACAGCUCUGAUGCUGGCCAAUGUCCAGAAGGAUAUAUGUGUGUAAAAGCUGGUCGAAACCCCAACUAUGGCUACACAAGUUUUGAUACCUUCAGCUGGGCCUUCUUGUCGCUCUUUCGGCUGAUGACUCAGGACUACUGGGAAAACCUUUACCAACUGACCUUAAGAGCUGCUGGCAAAACAUACAUGAUCUUUUUUGUCCUGGUGAUUUUCCUCGGCUCUUUCUACCUGAUCAACCUGAUCCUGGCUGUUGUUGCCAUGGCCUACGAAGAGCAGAACCAAGCUACCAUGGAAGAAGCCGAGCAGAAGGAGGCCGAGUUCCAGCAGAUGCUGGAGCAGCUGAAAAAGCAACAGGAAGAAGCCCAGACAACAGCAGCUGUGGCAGCAGCAUCAAUGGCAUCAAGAGAUUUCAGUGGCGUGGGUGGAUUGGGGGAGCUCUUGGAAAGUUCUUCAGAGGCAUCUAAAUUAAGCUCCAAGAGUGCUAAAGAAAGAAGGAACAGGCGCAGGAAAAAAAGGCAGAAGGAACUUUCGGAAGAAGAAGAUAGGGCAGAAGCCGAACAGUUUCCUAAAUCUGAAUCGGAAGACAGUAUCCGAAGGGGAGUGGUUCCGAAUACAAACUGUGUUCUUGGUUCCCCUCUUCCCCUCCCCCAAUCCCUCUUACAGUCUUUGUUGAGCCUUCGCGGCUCCUUGUUUUCUCCGAGGCGCAACAGCAGAACAAGCAUUUUCAGCUUCAGAGGCCGAGCAAAGGACAUAGGAUCGGAAAACGACUUUGCCGAUGAUGAGCACAGCACCCUUGAGGACAACGAGAGCAGAAGGGACUCUCUCUUCGUCCCAAACAGACACAACAGCGAACGCCGCAACAGCAAUACCAGCCAGACGAGCCUGUCAUCAAAGAUGGUGCCAACGAUUCCGGCGAACGGGAAGAUGCACAGCACCGUGGAUUGCAAUGGCGUUGUUUCCUUGGUGGGAGGACCUCCUGGGCUCAUUUCACCUACUGGGCAGCUUCUGCUAGAGGUGAGAAGCUUCCUAUUCCACUCUGGUACCACCACCGAAACAGAAAUAAGAAAAAGAAGAUUGAGCUCUUACCAGAUUUCAAUGGAGUUGAUGGAAGAAUCUGCAGCAAGACAAAGAGCCAUGAGUAUAGCCAGUAUACUCACAAACACCAUGGAAGAACUUGAAGAAUCCAGACAGAAGUGUCCGCCAUGCUGGUAUAGAUUUGCAAACACAUUCUUGAUCUGGGAUUGCUGGCCUCCUUGGCUAAAAGUGAAGCACAUCAUGAAUUUGAUAGUGAUGGAUCCAUUUGUUGACCUUGCUAUCACCAUCUGCAUUGUUUUGAAUACGCUGUUCAUGGCUAUGGAGCAUUAUCCCAUGACUCCCUAUUUCAACCAUGUCCUUUAUGUUGGAAACCUGGUCUUCACUGGCAUCUUCACAGCAGAAAUGGUCCUCAAGAUAAUAGCCAUGGAUCCUUAUUACUAUUUCCAAGAAGGCUGGAACAUUUUUGAUGGCAUCAUUGUCAGCCUGAGUUUGAUGGAGCUGGGUCUUGCAAACGUGGAAGGGUUGUCAGUCCUGAGAUCCUUCAGACUGCUCCGGGUAUUCAAAUUGGCAAAAUCCUGGCCGACGCUAAAUAUGCUGAUCAAAAUUAUCGGCAACUCUGUGGGAGCUUUGGGAAACCUGACUUUGGUUCUGGCCAUCAUUGUCUUCAUUUUUGCCGUGGUGGGCAUGCAGCUGUUUGGCAAAAGCUACAAGGAAUGUGUGUGCAAGAUUGCAGAAGACUGUGAGCUUCCGCGCUGGCACAUGAAUGACUUUUUCCACUCUUUCUUGAUCGUGUUCCGAGUCCUUUGUGGAGAAUGGAUAGAAACCAUGUGGGACUGUAUGGAAGUUGCAGGUCAAACCAUGUGCCUCAUUGUGUUCAUGCUGGUCAUGGUGAUUGGAAACCUCGUGGUACUGAACCUCUUUCUGGCCUUGCUUCUGAGCUCCUUUAGUUCAGAUAACCUCGCUGCUACUGAUGACGAUAACGAAAUCAACAAUCUUCAGAUUGCCGUGGCAAGAAUUCAGAAGGGAGUAGAUUAUGUAAAGAAAAAAUUACGAGAGGUUGUCGAAAAAGGCGUUGUUAGGAGGCAGAAAGCUAUGGAGGAUAUCAAAGCGCUCGAAGAACUAAGCAACAAGAAAGACAUGUACAUUUCCAACCAUAUGAUGGUUGAAAUAACUAGAGAUGUUAACUACCUGAGAGAUGGGAAUGGAACCACAAGUGGUGUGGGCACGGGCAGCAGUGUGGAAAAAUACAUUAUUGAUGAAAAUGAUUAUAUGUCGUUCAUAAAUAAUCCAGGCCUUACCGUGACUGUACCAAUGGCAGUUGGAGAGUCGGAUUUUGAAAAUAUAAAUACAGAGGAAUUUAGCAGCGAAUCUGAAAUUGAAGAAGGCAAAGAGAAGUUAAAUGCAACCAGCUCAUCAGAAGGCAGCACAGUUGAUAUUGCCCCGCCUGGAGAGGGCGAACAGGCAGAGAUUGAACCUGAAGAGGCUCUUGAACCUGAAGCCUGUUUUACAGAAGGCUGCAUCAAGAAGUUCCCAUGUUGCAAAGUGAGUAUAGAAGAUGGCCGAGGAAAAAUCUGGUGGAAUUUUAGGAAAACCUGCUACAGCAUAGUUGAACACAACUGGUUUGAGACGUUCAUUGUUUUUAUGAUUCUCCUCAGCAGUGGUGCUCUGGCCUUUGAAGACAUAUAUAUUGAACAGCGCAAGACUAUCAAGACCAUGCUGGAGUAUGCUGACAAGGUCUUCACAUACAUCUUCAUUCUGGAAAUGCUUCUGAAGUGGGUGGCCUAUGGCUUUCAGAUGUAUUUCACCAAUGCCUGGUGCUGGCUGGAUUUCCUCAUUGUUGAUGUUUCAUUGGUUAGUUUAGUAGCCAAUGCUCUGGGCUAUUCUGAACUGGGUGCCAUUAAAUCACUUCGAACACUAAGAGCUUUGAGGCCUUUAAGAGCCCUGUCACGAUUUGAAGGAAUGAGGGUGGUUGUCAAUGCUCUGAUUGGCGCGAUCCCUUCCAUCAUGAAUGUGCUCUUGGUUUGCCUCAUAUUCUGGCUGAUCUUCAGCAUCAUGGGCGUAAACCUGUUUGCUGGCAAGUUCUACCACUGUGUUAACACCACGACAGGCGAAAUGUUUAAUAUUAGCGAGGUUGACAAUAAAACUCAGUGUGAGGAGCUCAUCAACAACAAUCAGCCUGCCCGGUGGAAAAAUGUGAAAGUAAAUUUUGACAAUGUUGGAGCUGGUUACCUCGCUCUGCUUCAAGUUGCUACUUUUAAAGGAUGGAUGGAUAUUAUGUAUGCAGCUGUUGAUUCAAGAGAUGUAGAAGAUCAGCCGUAUUAUGAGGACAACCUCUACAUGUAUCUUUAUUUUGUUAUCUUCAUCAUCUUUGGGUCAUUUUUUACUUUAAACCUUUUCAUUGGUGUCAUCAUAGAUAACUUCAAUCAACAAAAAAAGAAGUUUGGAGGCCAGGACAUCUUUAUGACGGAAGAACAGAAGAAAUAUUAUAAUGCCAUGAAGAAAUUAGGGUCUAAAAAGCCACAAAAACCUAUACCUAGACCAGGGAACAAAUUCCAAGGCAUGGUCUUUGAUUUUGUAACGAAACAAGCCUUUGACAUCAGCAUCAUGAUUCUUAUCUGCCUUAACAUGGUCACCAUGAUGGUGGAAACAGAUGACCAAAGUAAAGAAAUGGAAACCAUUUUAUCUAGGAUUAAUCUAGUGUUCAUUGUGCUUUUCACUGGAGAAUGUGUACUCAAACUGAUUUCACUCCGUCAUUAUUACUUCACCAUCGGAUGGAACAUCUUUGAUUUCGUAGUUGUCAUUCUCUCCAUUGUAGGUAUGUUCCUAGCAGAAAUCAUUGAAAAAUACUUUGUGUCGCCCACCUUGUUCCGAGUGAUCCGACUUGCCAGAAUAGGUCGCAUCCUGCGUCUCAUCAAGGGUGCUAAAGGGAUCCGCACUCUGCUUUUUGCCUUGAUGAUGUCUCUCCCUGCCUUGUUCAACAUCGGCCUCCUCCUUUUCCUGGUCAUGUUCAUCUAUGCUAUAUUUGGAAUGUCCAACUUUGCCUACGUGAAGAGAGAAGUGGGCAUUGAUGACAUGUUCAACUUUGAAACUUUUGGCAACAGCAUGCUCUGCCUUUUCCAAAUCACCACCUCUGCUGGCUGGGAUGGGUUGCUAGCUCCCAUUCUCAACAGUGGGCCACCAGACUGUGACCCUGAGAUAGACCACCCAGGAAGUUCAGUCAAAGGAGACUGUGGCAAUCCCUCCGUUGGGAUCUUCUUCUUUGUUAGUUACAUUAUCAUAUCAUUUUUAGUUGUAGUGAACAUGUAUAUUGCUGUGAUUUUGGAGAACUUCAGUGUUGCUACAGAAGAAAGUGCUGAGCCUUUGAGCGAGGAUGACUUUGAGAUGUUCUAUGAGGUUUGGGAAAAGUUCGAUCCGGAUGCAACCCAGUUUAUAGAGUACUGCAAACUCUUUGAUUUUGCAGCUUCUCUGGAGCCACCUCUUCUCAUUGCAAAACCAAACCACAUUCAGCUUAUCGCGAUGGAUCUACCCAUGGUAAGCGGUGACCGAAUUCACUGCCUUGACAUCUUGUUUGCCUUUACAAAGCGUGUUUUGGGAGAAAGCGAAGAAAUGGAUUUGCUCAGAGUGCAAAUGGAAGAUCGGUUCAUGGCAGCCAACCCUUCGAAAGUGUCCUAUGAGCCAAUUACAACCACCCUGAAACGAAAGCAAGAGGAAGUGUCUGCUACGAUCAUCCAGCGGGCUUUCAGGCAUUUCCUCUUAAAACAAAAAGUGAAAAAAGUGACCUCUAUGUAUAAUAAAGACAAGUGCAAAGAUGGCAUUGCCCUUCCCAUCAAAGACAUGAUUCCUGAUAAAUUUAACAGGAACUCGAUUCUGGAGAAAACAGAGGAAAGCUCCUCCACUACAUCCCCGCCUUCCUACGAUAGUGUUACGAAGCCAGGCAAACAGAAAUAUGAAAAGGGCAAAACGGACAGAGACUACAAAAGUAAAGAUGCCAGGGCUAGCAAAAAGUGA
Molecule: messenger RNA, 6126 nt
Organism: Zootoca vivipara (common lizard)
Lineage: Eukaryota; Metazoa; Chordata; Lepidosauria; Squamata; Lacertidae
Source: RefSeq, a predicted model, not a curated record